AGGACACUGAAUAGCUCGACUGAAAACAUCACACACGGCAUAGCCAUGGAUGAGAGUGUUUUGAAAUAGCGUCAUAACUCGAUUUAGACCUAUCGCAACAAUAACAAAUACAUUCAGCUCGCAUCAUUCAGUGUUAGAACGUGACAGUAAGUGAUAAAAGUAAAAUAAAUCCAUCAACGCGGAAAGAGAGUCUUUAGGUUAGGAAAGUGGUGACGGUUCAUUGGAGACAAUGUGCUGAGAACACCUGUGUUGAUUUUAAUUAAGAAACUAAUUCAAUUAAAUUAAUUCCCCAACAAUCUUCAAGGCCAAAACAUCAAGAUGGUCUUCGAGUCGAUUGUCACUGAACUCUUGAACAAGUUCCUGGGGGAGUACAUCCAGAAUUUGGAUUACAAGCAAUUGAAAGUCAGUCUUUGGGGCGGCGAUGUAGUCCUGACAGACCUCCUAAUCAAUGAAAAUGCCCUGGACGUGUUGGAUCUGCCCAUUAAGCUGGGCUAUGGUCGCCUUGGCAAGCUAAUCCUAAAGAUCCCCUUCAAGGACAUGUGGAACGGUCAGAUAGAUGCAAUAAUCGAAGAACUAUUUAUCCUGAUCGUUCCCUCCAGCCAAGUUAAAUACGAUCCCGACAAAGAAUCAAAAAAUGAACUCGAGGCCAAGCGUGCAGAACUCGCGAGGAUCGAGCGAACAAAGCAGCUCGCAGACACAAAACUCCAGGAGAAGCUCGACGACUCGAUGAUGGAGAAGCUCAUCGCGAGGAUGAUAAAGAACAUCCACGUCGAGAUAAAGAGAAUCCAUGUGCGUUACGAGGACCAUGUCACCUUCAAGGAGCACCCAUUCUCCAUGGGUUUCACCCUCAACAGACUAGCUUUAGAGAGUUGUAAUGACUCCUGGUUGACAACUGGAAACCUCAAAGAUAUGUACUCCAUUCAGCAGAUUUUCAAACUCCUGACAAUGGACGGCUUCGCUGUCUACUUGAAUCCAAAUCUUAUGCAAUUCAGCAAGCAACCACUUACGGAGUAUCUUCGUCUCUUCUCCGAGAGCAUUGCAACAACAGAUCAUGUGCCUGACGACUAUCAGUACCUUGUAGGGCCAAUAAACGUAAAAGCUAAACUCAAAUUGAAUCCGAAACCAGAGACUGACGGCAGCAACUACACAAUUCCGAAGGUCUGGUUGGAUCUGGAGAUGCAGAAAUUAAGAAUUGGCCUGACAAAGCGGCAAUACCAGACUCUCCUUCAGCUGUCUGAGGGUCUUGAUCGCGCCACGAAAGCAGCUCCCUUUAGGAAGUACCGUCCCGACGUCCCGUCAUACCGCGGGCAUUACAAAGAGUGGUGGCAAUUCGCUUACAAAUGUGUCCUGGAGGAGACAGUCCGACGAUGCCGAAGGAACUGGGACUGGUUGCACAUGAAGGGCCAUCGGGACACUUGCAGAAAUUACGCGGAAGUCUAUCAGACGAAAUUGACAUGCAAGAAGCCGUCAAAAGAUAUGGAGGAACGUCUGACGGAGUGUGAGAGAAAGUUAGAUAUCUUCAAUCUGGUGGUUAUUCGCCAGCAGAUCGAGAUGGAAGUUGAGAGGAUUGCGGAAAAGGAGAAGAGUCUCAAAGCGAAGCAAGGGUGGUUUGGAUUUUUAUGGGGAUCAUCACAAACUGAGGAGGUGGAGGAACUCAAUUCGGCUGCAGCUAUCAUGAAAAAAUUCCAGGACGCUAUGACUCCACAGGAGAAGGAAAAAUUGUUCAGAGCCAUUGAUUACCAGGAGAACAGUGCACCUGCGCAUUACCCUGAGACUUUCGUCAUGAUCGACACGAGUUUCUUCCUCCACGGGCUUCAGAUCAUAGUGUCGGACACUGACAAAGAAUGCCCUGAGGUGCUAGAUCUACAAUUCAAUGGCGUUCAUGCUGCGUUCAAGGCCAGACCAGCUGCCUCGGCGGUUCUGGUAACAGCUUCUGUUAAUGAGUUGCAAUUACUUGGAGUUAAACAAAAAGGCAAAAUUCCCUCACUGUUGAAGUCAGACUCGACUGGAGGUCCUGACAGAAGUUUGUUCUCGGUGUCCUACGAGAAGAACCCUCUGGACAAACUGUGUGGAGACAGGAUAAUUGUAAAAUCCAAGUCCAUUUACAUCGCAUACGAUGCCGAGACGAUCAUCGAAUUAGUCAAAGUCUUCAAGGUUCAGAACCCGUCGGCGUUGAAUCAAAUUCAAGCAGCUGCUGCUGAACGACUUGAGGGAUUCAAAGAAAUGUCAGCACUAGGUCUCGAAUACGCAAUUCAAAAGCACUCGACUCUUGAUAUUCAAGUGGAUCUUGCUGCUUCUCAGUUAAUUGUACCCUUUGGUGGUUUCUACACUGACGAAGCAGCAGUUAUUGUCGUUGAUCUGGGAAGUUUGACGAUUCAUACCCUGGAGAAAUCCAAAGAUGAAUUGGCGACGAGUUCUGUCAAACAGUUGGUGAGCAUGGGAAAGAGUGAGGAGGAUAUUCUCGCACAUUUGAGGAAAUACAGUUACGACAGAUUCGCUUUAAAGAUCGUGAACUUUCAAGCACUUGUUGCUUCAGAAGGAGAAGAUUGGAAGAGUGCUCUAAAGGGUGCUGGCCACUCGAUGGUACUUCUUGAACCGACGACACUUGAGAUCCAAUUCCACAAGUGUCUAAUCACGGACGACCCAAUUCUACCCAAAAUGCGGAUCGUCGGGCAACUGCCCUCUCUGGCACUGAGCAUUGAAGACGCUAGACUCCUCGAGGCAUUAUCAAUCGUUCAAAGUAUUCCACUUCCGGAGGAGGAUCCUGGAACAUUGGAAUCGGUUCCACUUACUAAAUCUGUGUCUCAGUUGUCGUUGAACUACAUGAAGGAAUUGACAGCUGUUCAGAAGGAACAGAAGGAGCCAAGAACUUCUGUUCAGCAAUCAACUGACCUCGAAGCCAAGUUUGUGAUGAAGGAGUUCACAUUGACGUUGUCUCGAAGAGAACCAGAUGAGACGGUCAAUCCUUUCGUCAGAAUCGAGGUCCUACAACUCGAAGCAGAAAUGAUCCAGAGAACUUAUGAUCAAGAAGUGAUGCUGAGAUUGGGUGGAAUCCAGGCUAAGCAGUACCAUAAUAACCAGGAAAUUUACAUGAUCAAUACACCAAUGACUUCUGGACGGGAGGAGUAUUUGAUUAUCAUUCAAUAUGUUAAUGUGAACAAGCAUUCGCCGGAAUUUGUGACGCGCCACGGGUCUGUUGUGAAACUCCUCAAAUUGGAAUUCACGACUUUGGAUGUUUUGCUGCAUCAAGAAGGAUUGAUAAAUCUUAUGAAAUUCCUAACCCAUAUGCAGGAAAAGAUGACCCCGUCAGUUCCUGCGGUAGAUGAGCCAACGAAUCGACAUAUCAGUCGUCUGCCACAGCUGUCAGUGAUCCCUGAGGACACUUCGACAUUUAUCAAAGAUAAGAUUCAGAAGCAGAAGACUAAGUCAGACAAGAAGAGAAAGAAAGUGGUUGAGUGUAUUGAUCUUAAAGUGAAAGCCAAGAUUGGGACUAUCUCGUUAAAAAUAAGCAGUGACUUCAGGGACAUAACGGCCUUUUUCAUCGAGGGAAUUACAGCUGGGUUCAUGAUGAAGGCCUCUUACUCCCAGGCCAAUGUCAAUUUGACGUCCAUUAAUAUCAAAGAUCUGAAUGAAUCCUCGAUUUACGAAAAUAUUAUCUCGGUGGUAGACGGUGAGGCAUUGCAAGUCGAAGCAGUGAUGUAUAAUAUUGAACCCGAGGAUGUAGACAAAAACAACAUGUCGAUUAAAGUCAUAAUGGGAUGUCACAGGAUAGUUUUUUUGAACUCUUUUGUAACCGGAGUGAUGAACUUCUUGAACCAUUUUCAAGUCGCUCAGGAAGCAAUUAAAGAGGCUUCAGCAGCAGCUGCUGAAGCUGCCAAGACCAACAUCAAAGAUGUCCAGGAGUCCGCAGCUAGAAUUGAACUAUCGAUCAAGAUCAAGGCUCCAAUUGUCUAUGUUCCCAUGAAUUCGAAGAGUGAUCACUGUCUCAUGUUAGACAUGGGUAAUUUGACUAUCUACAAUACCCUGAAGGCUCUUGAAGUCCAAACUGACAGCGGAGAUUCCCCCAUCAUCGAUGAGAUGAAGAUCGAAUUACAGAAUCUUAAAUUGUCUCGUAUGAAACUUGACAAGGACUUUUCCCCUGAAUACGAAGUACUUUUGCUUCAACCGGUAUCCUUUACAUUGCUGGUGAAUAGAAAUUUAUCAACUGCUUGGUUCAGAGGGAUUCCUGACAUCGAGAUGUCAGGAAAACUGAAAACGAUUGAGUUGUUACUGAGUCAUGAGGACUACACGACAGUUCUUCAGCUGCUGGAGGAGAACCUGGGGGAGGUUAUCGAGGAGCCUCAGCCGAUUCAACCAGUACCCCUCGCCACCAAAAAAUCUGUCGACGUUCGUAAAACAUCAGUUACGAAAUGCGAAGUCGAAGUGAUCAGCGAUAAAACCAGUGACUUGCAGCCGCUGAAGCAGGCGCACACGUCCAUAAAAUUCGAAUUUAUCAUGGACAGUUUAAUGAUUCACCUGUUCACAGGAGAAUCAAAAUACCUGAAGACAACCACCUCACCGUUACAUAAGCCUGAGAACGGUCUCGCUAAAUUUGGAUUAAGUCACUUUGCAGUCAAGGGGAGAAUCUUCGAAGAUGGACUCCUAGCGACAUCGAUUCUCCUUAUGAAUUGCACGUUAGAUGACACACGUCAGGUUCGUCAAGGCUCCCUAACGAGGAUCAUGGAGAGAACCUCAGCAGUUCCUUCGAUCGAUGACUUAACGAAGGAGGACUCGAAGCCAGUGAGAAGUAUGUUAGACGUGACAGUCCGCAAGAGCUCGAACGACAUGUUCGUUGACGUUCGAGUCUUUUCAUUUAGCAUAAUCGUUUCCCUGGAUUAUCUGAUAAAAGUCAAGGAGUUCUUCGAUGUCGAGAGUACUAAGACAGCUCAGAACGCAGAGCUAAUGGCGUCGCAGAAGGGGACAGAUGUUCCGAAGAAGAAACCUUCUCCUCCACCAAGUCCAUCUAUGAUGACAAUAAACCUCCUCGUAGAAAAACCAGACAUAAUCCUGCUCGAGGACAUGGACGACAUAAAUUCAAACUGCAUUGUCCUCAAUACUGAAUUGCAGAUGAAGGUACGAAUGAUUGGAGAGCAUCAGGUAAUAUCCGGGUCGGUGAAAGACCUCUCUAUUCUCGCCGGAGUAUACAAUCCUGCGAGACGAGCCGACUGGAUCUACCAAGUGCUUAAGCCCUGCACCAUCAGCAUCGCGGGCUCGACACCCGAAGGAAAGGGCUUGCAUGUAGACGUCUGUUGCACAGACAUCCAUCUGUCAGUAUCUCCAGGAGUAAUAGAGAUUCUGAAUCGCGUUGUCCAGAAGAUAACAGCAAAGGAGUCAGAGCCUGGAGAAGAGGUUCAAGCAGAUCCAACUCACGAAGGUCUCUGGUUGAUCACACCUUAUGAAGAGAAGAACUACUGGUUCUUGAAGACUGAAGUUGCCCAGGAGGCACUCGACUUCCUCGCCUUCGAGGAAAGUGACGAAGCAGCUAUUUAUAAACCGGAGCUAGCUAUCCUUUCAGCCCCAAAUAUUGUUCUAACUCUCGAAGCUGGUGUUGGUAAUAAGACACUACCGAUGCUCCUUCUUCAUAUAGGCUUUCAGAGCAACAUCAACGACUGGAGCACGAAGACGAUGAGCAUCGAUAGCACAAUGUCAGUGAUAAUGGCGUACUACAACAGUCGUCUAGCCCUAUGGGAACCCCUGAUAGAGCCCAUCGAGACUUUCAAGAAUGGAGAACGAACUUCCAGUUCCUGGGAACUGAAAACCAAGAUCUCUUUCCACGAUGUCUCUUCGGAUUCACCUACGGCCAGCGCCCUAAGUCCGAGUACCGAAAGUGAACCUGAAGAGUUUCAACAGCCCACACGAAUGUCUAUAGACGUUCAGUCCUCCGAGAAUCUUGAAAUCACAGUCACUAAGACGUGUCUAGAGGUUCUCCAGCAGCUUGGACAAGCUUUUUCAAACGCCAUGAUUGUAACGGACAAAGGAUCUCCGUCGAAAUUAGCGCCCUAUCUGCUGAAGAAUGAGACUGGUUUGUCGUUGACCCUCGAUCUAGUCAGGAGCAAAUUCAAGGUAAUCAGUGGUACCGUGGAGACGCUUGAUCCAGUCUCCGAAACUUACUCGGAAGUUGUUCUUGAGUCUGGGGCGUCAGUUCAACUGGCGCCGAAGACAGUUAAGGCCGGCAUCGAUGUUUUGGAGCAACUCAAGAGUGUUUCCGUGAAAGACUCCGGGGAUAAUGUCUUCGUGGUGACGUUCAAGGACAUUGGUAACAGGCUGGAGAUACCCGUGUUGAAAGCUGACAAGCGAUUCUUUCCCCUCAAGUACAGAAAAGAGGGCUCUGAAGAAUGGGGUCUCAUCUCCGAUGUUGUAGUGGAGGAUGGCAGUACUGUUGUCACACUCAGGAGCAUUCUCCAGGUGCACAAUCACUUUACCCAGCCAAUCUCGGUUUACUACAUGACGAAACGAGGGAAUGAAGUGGAGUGCGUUGGAACUGUGGCACCUGACAAAAAGCUGAAUCUUCCCCUGGAUGCGGUCUAUACGCCCACCAAUAUUUAUUGGCUCUUUUUCAGUGUUGAAGGGUACAUGGUAGCCGUGGAGCCUUUCAUCUGGAAAGAUCUCCAGAAAACGGUUUCCAUGACGAAAGUACUUAAAUGCGAUUCCAGGGAAAAGGGAGACGACAACAAAGAUGUCUUCUAUAUUCAGGCUGUGGGAGAGAUAGAGCAGGUGUUCUUUGAGAACACAAACCGACACACUAUGGCCAGCACAAUUUAUAAUGUUCAUUUGUACCCAGCUGUCUAUCUCAAGAAUUUCUUACCCAUUGAUAUCGUCAUUGAACUUCCUGGCUCUGUCGAGGAGAUGCUGGUGAAAGCCAGCGAGACACUGCAGUUACCGGUUAUUGACCCGAGCAAUUCGAAUAUUGUUAUCAAGUUGCCUCAAUACCUGGAGAAAGAUUGGUCCUGCAAGGGGGAAAUAGUAGCCGAACCUCCGGAAUUCUCUGUAUGGUCCUUCGAGUCUUUCGACAGUGCCCAGAAAGUUAUAAUGGAUCUGGGAAUGCACUGCUCAUUUAAUCACGGAUCAGUCGUCAUGGCGCUCUACUGUCCCUUCUGGAUGCUCAAUAAGACGGGACUGAUGUUGUCUUACAGAAAAUCAAGUAAAGGUGGCAAAGACCAGACGAGUCCAGCUAAGAAAUUCCUAUGCUCGAUGCGACCGAGACGCCGCAGAGGAGAGUUUGGCAAGCGAAAGGGCAAACCGAGUUCCGAAGAUCAGCUGAACGUGAUGUACCAUCCGGAGCACUACAAGGGCCCCAUUCUGUUUUCUUUCCGAUCGAAGGCCUUCUUCGGCAAGAAGAAAGCUAUGGUCCGAGUGGAGGAUGGCGAGUGGUCCGAGAAAUUCCCAAUCGACGUUGCUGGUAGCAAGGGAGUCGUAGUCUGCAGGUACAACGGCAACAACUAUCGGAUAGGUGUUCACAAUCAGCUGACCUACAACUCUCUGACGAAACAGAUAACGUUCACUCCUUACUACAUUCUGAUAAAUAACGCGAGGUUUUUGAUCGAGUGCCAAGAGGCGAAUAGGCCGGCGAGUACGAUAACACGGGUGCCAUCAGGCGAAUGUCUCGCCUUCUGGCCAGAGUCUGAACAAGAACGAAAGCUUCUGGUGGCCAUGGUAGGAGGCCACAGUGAGAAGACAGCACCAUUUAUCUUCACCGAGGUCCAUACGACUCUCUUGAAACUAGACAACAAAUACGGAGGCAUCAACAUUGAUAUUCAGAUCAAUGAGGGCGGGGUUUAUAUUUCAAUGUCCGGGUACACUCCCGGCAAUGCUCCAGCGCUGAUAAUUAAUCACACAUCGCAGACAAUUCACGUUUGGGAGAAGGGAUCCAUAAAUGUAAGAUCGUUACAGUCAUUCAAUCGAAUGUUCUACACGUGGGAGAACCCCUCGGGCUCCAGAAAACUCGUCUGGGAGGAUCACAAUAAGAAGGAAAUUGAGAAUGACUUGAGACAGGACAAUCUGGGUGCCUUUCAGAGCCCCGACACGCAGGAGGAGAUCUUCUACGUGUCGUUCUUGGAUGGAACUCAACGAGUUUUGCUAUUUACGACGUCUUUGAAGAUAGCUGAGGAGUGUCAGCUUGUUGGUGAUCUUGAAGUCGCUGAUCAGGACAUAACUAUGAGUAUUCAUGGAGUGGGAUUGUCACUGGUGAACAAUAUAACGAGAACGGAAUUGUUGUACAUGUGCAUUGCCGACUCUGGGAUCAUCUGGGAGACGAGAAAAUCAAACGGAGGGCGGUGGAAGCCACUCAGCACUCAGGAAGUGCUUGUCAUUGAGGAGGGAUACCAAAAGUACCUUAGAGAGGUCCAAUUGAAGAGCGAUACACCCCCUAGGGUGAUGCUGGAUCCCAAGUUGAUGGUCGAUUAUCAGAAUAUGGAAAUGUUGAAGCCUCAUCGGAGGUACAUGAGAAGAAGCUUCCAAACUGGGCUUUGGGUGCAGUACAGAACGUCUGCUCAUCAAGUUCAGCUUCAUGCCAAGAUCAACAGACUGCAGAUCGAUAAUCAGUUGUAUGACUGUGUCUUCCCAGUGAUUCUUGCCCCUGUACCUCCACCAAAGAGUGUGACUCAGUCGUCAGUUGUGAAGCCUUUCGCUGAGAUGAGUAUUGUGAAGCGAUUGUUGGAGCACAGUACCGUACAGCAGUUUAGAUACUUCAAGGUUCUCAUUCAGGAGUUCCAUGUUAAAGUGGAUAUUGGGUUCAUCAAUGCACUGAUGGCAUUCUUCGAGGCCAAUCAGGUGAAUGACGCCGAAGAAAGCAAGCUAUUCCGAACUGAUAUGAAAUUAGUAGACGAACCCCUAAUGUACCACGUGAACCUAAUAACGACCGCUGAGCAGAAGAACUUCUUUGAUCUCCUUCACUUUUCACCACUGAAAAUCCACGUGAGUUUUUCGAUGACUGGAAGUGGAGGUGGUCCUUCUGCAGUUCCCCAAGUUCUCAAUGUCGUUCUCCAAGGAAUCGGAGUGACUUUAACAGACAUCAACGACAUUGUCUUUAAGUUGGCUUACUUCGAGCGUGAUUAUGUCUUUAUGACGCAUCAGCAGUUGAUUUCCGAAGCGACGAGCCAUUACGCCGGACAAGCCAUCAAGCAAGCUUACGUUCUGGUUUUAGGAUUGGACGUAAUCGGUAAUCCUUAUGGUUUAGUGGUUGGAACGAUGAAGGGGAUCGAGGAUCUGUUCUACGAGCCUUUCCAGGGGGCCAUCCAAGGUCCAGGGGAAUUCGCUGAGGGCUUGCUCUUAGGAGUUAGAAGCAUGUUGGGUCAUACUGUCGGGGGUAUGGCCGGUGCUGUCUCCAAGAUCACUGGAGCCAUGGGGAAGGGAUUGGCUGCUCUGACUUUUGAUGAGGAUUACCAAAGAAAACGUCAGGAGCAACUGAAUAAACAGCCAGCUAAUCUGCAAGAGGGUUUAGCUAGAUCAGGAAAAGGUCUGGUAAUGGGAGUUGUCGACGGCGUAACAGGGGUCGUGAUGAAACCACUCUCAGGAGCUAAAGAAGAAGGUGUUGAAGGAUUCUUCAAAGGAUUUGGCAAAGGCGUAGUGGGACUGGUAACAAGACCAACCGCUGGUGUCAUCGACUUUGCAAGUGGAUCUUUCGGGGCUGUGCGACGCUGUGCUGAAUUAACUGAGGAGGUCAGGCGGACGAGACCUCCUAGGUACCUCCAACCUGAUUCUCCCGUCAGGCCCUAUGUCAAGGAAGAGGCUGAGGGACAUAAGAUUCUUCUCGAACUUGAGAAAGGAAAAUUCGCGAAUACUGAUGUCUACUUCUUCCAUGUCCAUAUUCAGAAAGACGUUCUUCUCCUCACUGAUCAGAGAAUUGCUUAUCUCGAGCAUAACGAUCUCUUUGGGGGCUGGAAGGUCGAAUGGAGCUACACGUGGCAGGAAAUACCACAGAAAGCGCAGAUUGUUGAUAAGGGAGUGCAGAUAUUCGUGAAAGAUGGGAAGAAGAAGAAAUUAGGACUUUUUGGGGGAAGCGAUAGUUCAAAAGUGGUUUUGAUUGGGGAUUACCUCCUGAAGCAGCAGCUGUGCCACAGGAUAGAGGAACAACUCGACCAACUUGAGGUGUAAACGAGACAUGACAGACAAAUCAUAAGAAAAGAUAAUACACUAUAUAAAAUCCCAUUGAUAGAAUUCUGCGCUUCGUUUGGAAAAACGAGGUUUUGUAUUCUUUAUGUUGUUUAUCCAUUGACUUCGAUUUAUCGGUGCCAAUGAACAUUAUUUACUGCCUCAAACCCGUAGUGUAUAAGGGGAAUUUCCUGUUUCAAUGAGUCUGGUAGCUGGAGAACUUCAUGCUAGUCCGAAUGAUAAUAAUCAAAAAUAUAUGUCAAGACUAUUUUCAUGCACAAACACAUGUACAAAAAAUUCUUUUAAUUCCUAGGACUCCUAUUGAAAAUUCAAUGUUUGCUCAUUGUAUUGAAAACCUCGAUACAAUUCGUUGUUCUGUAUUAGAAAAAUGUUCCGCUAAAAUCCUUCCAGUCGAACUUUCUACAUUUAUCAAUUAGAUGUUCAUUAGAUUUGAACUGACGAAUUAAAAAAACGAAAAUUCAUGUCAUCGACUUGAUAGAACAUAACUCGAUACAGUAAAUUCUAUGAAUUCAAUUUACGAGUUUCGACUAACGACCAAUCGGAGACAGAUGCAAAAUUAUCAAUACAGUGGGUAAAGAACGGAUAUAUUUUCAAAUGGAUGUCCAAUAGGAAUUCUUUUUCGGUGACACUUUUUAUUCACACGCACAUGCUAUUUUUUCGAUAAACGCUAUGAAAAAAUGCAAACGGAAAAAAUGCGAAGUAUUUCAGGAAUGAAGUGGUGAAGGGACCGCGUCAGGGAUCACUUCAUUGCCAGUUUUUGUAGAUGAGACAUACGUCUUGUUCUAUGGCCUACUGAGUGCCUGCAUUAGUAUAUAACCAUAUAAUCUUAUUUUUAUUUUUAUUUUCAUUUUUUACGCGAGUGUUUUUGCUGUUUUCAGGUGAGAUAUCGAUAUUUCUAUUGGAUAACGUUUUUUCUUCAUUGAUAUAUUCCAGGUUACACUUUUUUACACGUAUUAUAGAUUAUAUAAAUGAGGAAAACGUUUAUGAACUUUGCGGUAUUGUCAACGGGGAGAAAACCAUCGUUAAAAGCUUCCAUUAUUCUAUUGAUUAUUGAUGAAUGAGGGGACUUUAGAGCCUGGUAACAACGGUUGUUUGAUAUUUAAAUUUUAAAUAAAGAGUGAUGCAGAUAUUGUUAUAUGAAUUUAAUAAAGGACUGUCACGAGAAA
This is a messenger RNA of Diachasmimorpha longicaudata, 11315 nucleotides long. RefSeq names its product intermembrane lipid transfer protein Vps13 (gene Vps13). Bases 319 to 10131 code for a protein of 3270 amino acids. The transcript has 7 exons. NCBI's taxonomy places the organism in Eukaryota, Metazoa, Arthropoda, Insecta, Hymenoptera, Braconidae. The record is from RefSeq and is a predicted model, not a curated record. Gene Ontology annotation, cellular component: extrinsic component of membrane. Gene Ontology annotation, biological process: protein retention in Golgi apparatus; protein targeting to vacuole.